AUUGUCAGUACAAGAAGAUACACAGGCACCUUGUGCAGAGCGGGGACCAUUGACCGGGAUUAUUACAUCCUUAAUCAGUUUGGUGCCUUCCUGCCAUGAAACUAGGGCUGGAAGAGCUUUUCAGUCCCCUAAAAUGCCAGGUCAGUUUAACAUCUUUCCUUAAGCAUUGGUGGCUUUUUGCCUGCAGGUGAGAGCAGAGAUUGCCACGAAGUCUCUGCGUCAUACAUUCUUCCACUUAUGCCACAAUCGAGUCACAAGAAACGGCUCUAUCUCUGAGCAUCGUGGGCUGCGUGGAAUGAUUACCUCUUCAUACCACCUACACAAGGGUCAGUAAGUUUGGUGGAACUGAGAGAACUUAAAACUGGAAAGGAUUCCCAAGAAAAGAUUGAGAAAUGCUGCUACAGAUAAAGCCUCAAGUCUAUGCUGAGAUGCUGCACAGUGCGUUGUGGCGUCCGGGACAGUGCAUCUCCCAGACAGAAGAGCUUCUUGCUGACCUCUCAGUGGUACCCAGAGGUAGUGAUCCAGAUGGAGAGAGCAUCGAAACGUAUGGAGCCAUGGAAGAUAGCAGUCAUAGUUGUGUCGGUGAUAGUAGGCUUAGCCCUCAUCAUUGGCUUGAUUACAUAUCUUUUGUGCCAUGAUCAGGACCGAUAUUACAAUGCAUCUUUCCUAAUCACCAAUGUCAACUAUGAUCCUCAGUAUGAAAGGCAAACCACAGAAGAGUUCAGGCACCUGAGCCAAGAGAUUGAAACCAUGAUAUCUUCAGUAUUCAAGGGGUCCUUUCUAAGUAAAAGGUACAUCCGGUCCCAUGUUGUCAGUCUAAGCCCAGAACCUGGUGGAGUGCUGGCAAAUGUCGUUCUGGUAUUUAAAUUUGCCUCGACUGACAGUAAGGAAACGAGCCGGGGUCACAUCAACCGUGUGUUACACAGAAGGCUGCAAACAAGCUCCACGUUCUUGAAUGUUGACCAGUCUACCAUUACUCUUACAGAGUUGAAUAAGGAAAAGGGAGAUAACCUCUUAAACAACUGCUGUGGGAUACGAAGACAGACGUUCUCCUUCGCAGGAGUGGAGAGGAUAAUUGGUGGGCAGCGCGCCCGGGAUGGGGAAUGGCCGUGGCAGGCUAGUAUCCAGCUGGAUGGGAUCCAUCGGUGUGGUGCCUCAGUGAUCAGUAAUACCUGGCUUGUGACUGCAGCCCACUGCUUCAGAGGACUAAAAAAUCCUCGGAGGUGGACUGCCAGCUUUGGAAUUCUGCUGAGACCUCCAAAACAGAAAAAACUCGUCCGAAGGAUUAUCGUUCACGAAAGAUACAGCGACUUCGUCCUUGAUCAUGAAUAUGACAUAGCUGUUGUGGAACUUGCCUCUCCUAUUGAGUUCACGAGUGAUGUGCACAGUGUCUGUCUUCCUGAGGCAUCUCAUGUUUUUGCAGACAACACUUCCUGUUUUGUCACGGGUUGGGGAGCUUUGAGGAAUGAUGGCCGCAGUGUUAAUGAGCUUCGACAGGCGGAAGUGAAAAUUAUAAGCACUGCCAUUUGUAAUAGAAGACAGGUAUAUGGUGGAGCGAUCACACCUGGAAUGUUGUGUGCUGGAUAUCUGGAGGGGCAGGUGGAUGCCUGCCAGGGUGACUCCGGUGGGCCACUGGUGCAGGCAAACUCCAGAGGAAUCUGGUAUCUUGUGGGAAUCGUGAGCUGGGGAGAUGACUGUGGCAAGGCAAAUAAACCAGGAGUGUACACGCGAGUGACUUACUAUCGAAACUGGAUCAACUCCAAAACAGGCAUCUGAAACCUGCAGAGGGUUAAGUUUUGUGGGCUGUGUAUGGCUAGUUCUCUGACACAUUCUGCUCUGUGGUUACCCUCUAAACAGCUGCUGGCUUAGCUUGUGGUCACGUAUCAAGUGCCAGCAAGCUCGGAGUAGUCUAGGACUUGAAAUUGGUUUGGCCUCCAGCCAGACAGGAACAGACUUCAUCCACGUGACAGCUCUUUGUUCAGGAAGUACUCUGUUAAAGGGACAACUGCCUUGGCCUCUACACAAAAUACUGUCUCUUUUUUCUCCAUGGCCAAAUGUCUUGGCCCCUACUUUCAUACCCAGGCAAAGCGUUUGAGCCGAAACAAUAAUUUACCAGCACCCAAUAUGUGAUGUAACUAAAACGAAGCCCACCCAUUUGCUGUGUGCUCCCAAGGCCCCAUCUAUCUAUGGACCAGCUACAAUCCCACCCCCAACUCCAAGGCUGCUGCGCUUCUGAAUUCUUCUUGAGCUUCUUCCCGCAUCAUUCCAGGGAGUGUACUCUAAUGAAGGAUAAAAGAUGGCUUAGAGAAGUCCUGGUUCCUAAUAUCACGUCACGACUGUUACUUAAGUAAAUAGAGAAUUUUUCCUUGCUGUGUUGUGCUGAAGAAGGAAUCAGUGGAAAACACCAGCUUCUGUCUGCCUCCUUUGAACAAGGGUGUGUGCACCCACUCAUCGCUUCAUGUGAACAGCCCCUAUCACAGUGUUUGCUGUGUGAGUGAUUGCUGGACUUAAGACCAAAAACCCAAAAACCACUUUACGUUCAUAUUAGUCUGUUGUCAUAUCAGAGUAUUUGGCUGAAUUAAUUUCCAUUUUUAACUUUCUGGAUUGUAUUGUUCUGAAUAAAAGUCCUUGGCUUUUUGUGCAGGAUGGAGGAUUGUAACAAUCUCAGGAUGACCAUUGCCAGAAACCUCCCUCUCAAACUUCUUAUUCUUGUGAACAUUGUUCUGAAGUCUUUGUAAUUUAUUAUGUGCAUCUUCACCUGCAUCCUUAAAAAAAAAAAAAGCUUUUGUAUGAUGGUGGAAAUACUUGUCUUCUUCAGAGCAGGGUAGAGCUUCUGACUCACCCAUUAAUUGUAUAUAAAGAUCUCUCUUCUGCCAGAAAGUAAAAAUUCCUUAUGUCUCAUUGCCAGACCAUGGCUAACUCAUUGGUCUCAACCCCACAGACUUCAUAUUCUCUCUGACUUCAUGUUUUCAGGAGUUCAUAUUUCCAUCUACCAUGUAGAUCUCAAACAUUUUCUACACCACAGCAGCAGAACAUGCCUCUUCCCAGUGAGACUAAUUUCCUUGGUGUGUCUGCAGACUCUUUCCAACACUUUGUGUGGAUGUUGGUCCAGAUAGCAGCAAGAGCUGUGAUCUUAGUUGCUAGAUAAUGAAGUGCUCAAUCGCUGUCUUUUCCCUCUAUGGUCAGAAGAUAAAGAACUCAGCAAAGGAGAUACCAGCCACACUACCAAGAACCGGAGCUGGUCCAGCCUGGUGAGCAAGCAAGGAUCUUAUGCCAGGCUAGAAAAGGCAAACAGCAGACUUUCAACAUGCUCGUAGUUAGAAGAUCUUGGAGAAACAGGCCCUCAGUGAUUACAGUCUUAGGAUCAAAAUGUUGUCCAAAUUGAGUACAAGUCAGUUGACAUAGUCAAGGGCAGUUCAGGGGAUCCCUUCUGGACUAUGCAACUUAUUGCAGAUGCUGCCAAACAGAGCAGCAAUCCAUUGAGUUAACAGACCUAUUUUGAUGAUGCAUCCUGUGAUCUGGCCGCUUGGCGGGUCUAGAGCCUCACAAAGACAAGGGUCUGCAGCUGUUGUCUGUUCUAUACUUGUGCAUAUCAGGAAACCUCAGACUUUAAAAAAAUGUUAUCAGGGAACUUUUCUUUUGGAAUGUUGUGAACUUCAGAAACAAAACUGCGUGGCUUAAUUUCUACGUAGGGAGUAAAAAGUGUCAGGCUAGUUCCAUAGGUCUUUUGAGCCCAACAAAUCUCAUUUUAGUGCCUUAAGCAGAACAUGGGUUUGAAGUAUGUCGCAUGUAGAAGAAACUUAAAAAUUAUGUAUGACAAGCAUAUAUGAUUCUUUUUUUUUCUUGCUGGUAGCAAUUGUCUUACCAGGACAGUGAAUAAAAAUUUGAUCUUCAUGAAGUAAAAGCAGCAUUACAAGAUGCCAUGGAUUUCUUGUUCCCAAAGCACUUUAGGUUUGAGUUUUCAAAGGGCAUAAUGGUUUCCCCAUCCUCCUGGAUUUCAUUGUAACUUGGAAACUUCAUAUUAUUAGGCUUGCAAAUCCCAGAUAUCCCACUGGUUCCCCAAAACAGGAAAGUAGAUGUCAAAGAAACCUUAUUUUGCAUCUGUGAACUUUCCAGUUUUGCUUAUUUUGGAUAAAAAAAUAACAGAAAGGCUUAAGCAUUUUGCUCUGUGUGAAGGGCUGCAGUAAAUCUCAUUCUCUGAAGUGAAUGUCAUUCUCAAGGCUGAAAGAGUAAACUCAUCAAAGCUAUCAGUUCUGAGCAUCUACUUGGAGAGAGGUACAGUACCCGAUCCAUCUUAAUGCUGAAUGCCAGCACAGUGUAGCCAGGAGGAGUGAGGCUGAAAAGGACCUGACACCUACAUGGUGUAUGCUUUAGGAGCCUUUAUUUUGGUCUGCCUUGUGGAGUUUUCCUGAUGGCAGCUGGAACAAGUCUUCUGAUCUGGUUUCUCCUGGAAACAAUGUAGUUUACAUGCGCUGAGGCCUCUUGGUGAUGCAAAGCUGUAUAAAUGGGGACUGUCAAGAAGAAGCCUUGAAAGAACAGCCUCUGUCCACUGGGAAUGUUGGUGUGGAUGGAUGUGAUGGGUCUGAAUCCCUUACUCAUGGCAAAACUACACCAGUAACAGCAUUGUCUGGCUUUUCCUGAGGGAAGUUCUGGAAACCUGAAGCAAUGUAGGCAGCCAAAAUGUUUUAUGGGUUUAGGUGGCCUAGGAAAUUUGUAUAUCUCUUAAGCUGCAGUCUCACCUAUUCAUGAAGCCACAAGUUCACCUUCUCUCAGCCAUAUUUUCAUAGGAAAUAACAUCUUCAACCAAGGCAGA
Calidris pugnax (ruff) is the source of this 4813-nucleotide messenger RNA. RefSeq names its product transmembrane protease serine 11E-like. The record is from RefSeq and is a predicted model, not a curated record. NCBI's taxonomy places the organism in Eukaryota, Metazoa, Chordata, Aves, Charadriiformes, Scolopacidae. Gene Ontology annotation, biological process: proteolysis. Gene Ontology annotation, cellular component: plasma membrane; extracellular region. Gene Ontology annotation, molecular function: serine-type endopeptidase activity. The transcript is spliced from 12 exons. Bases 421 to 1776 code for a protein of 451 amino acids.